GAUAAAGAAAAUCUCCGAAGAACCGCUGGCCAUUCUAACUACACACAAGCACUGGGACCACAGUGGUGGGAAUAGAACCAUGAGGAAGACGUUCCCCAAACUCCGGGUCUACGGUGGGGCGUUGGAUCACGUGCCAGAUAGCACCCAUGUGGUCAAUGACAACGAUAAGGUCGAGUAG
Messenger RNA from Lymnaea stagnalis (great pond snail), 178 nucleotides. The record is from the annotation of a GenBank genome assembly. Lineage: Eukaryota; Metazoa; Mollusca; Gastropoda; Lymnaeidae.